This is a messenger RNA of Schistocerca nitens (vagrant locust), 3716 nucleotides long. RefSeq names its product integrator complex subunit 2-like. The transcript is spliced from 17 exons. The record is from RefSeq and is a predicted model, not a curated record. Gene Ontology annotation, cellular component: integrator complex. NCBI's taxonomy places the organism in Eukaryota, Metazoa, Arthropoda, Insecta, Orthoptera, Acrididae. Bases 112 to 3495 code for a protein of 1127 amino acids. Gene Ontology annotation, biological process: snRNA 3'-end processing.
UCACUACUGUAUUUCGUGUAUGUAAACAAACAGGGAAGGAAGUGUGUUGUGUUGGUGGUUGUGUGUUUUUGUAUGAGAAGUUAUCGUAAUUGAUGAUCAGGUUUUUGAAAAAUGAAUUACACCUCUGUAGUGUCUCCACGAGUAUUUAAAGCUAUUCAGAACGUUGAUGUAGCUGAACUUUCAAAAUGUACCUCGAAAGAAAUCCGACCUAUUCUGCCAUGCCUGGUACGAAUGAGCUUAAUCUCCCCCCAUGACAUCACGAGAGACUGCGCUGAAGGCAGAAAGGAAAUUUUGACGCUUCUAUCGGGGAUUGAACAUGUCAACUCCAUCGUUGCACUCUUAUCCAUUGAUUUUCAUGCAUUGGAGAGUGACGUAAAAAAAGAGCAACAAUUGAGGCAGAAGUUGGGAAGUUCUCAAUCGGAUAGCAUACUUAUUCAGUCACUACAAAAUGGGCUGGCACUGGAAUUCGAGCGCAGCGACUCAACUCGAAGACUCCGGCUUGUACUGAGUGAAUUGUUGUUCAUAUCGUCACAGAUUCAUGAACAACAACGGGGACCAGACUUUUAUGUAAAACAUUCUGAUUUAUUUGACAAUGCUGUAUACAUUGAGGAAGUCUGUGAUGUAAUUUGCAUUGCACUUGCAGAACUUCCAGCAGUCUUAAAUACUUUGGAUAUUGUGGAAACACUUUUACAUAUUAAGAAUGGCCCCGAAAUCAUUUGUUGGAUAGUUGCAAAUUCACCAGACUGCUUCAGAGAAGUUUGCACAAGUCUCAUAGCAAAUGGUGAACGUCAAGAAGAAGACAAUGUUGGGAGCAGAACAAGAAUACAAGCACUUAGCAUGCUUUGUCAGAUGAAUCCCUCCCAAGCCCUUGCCAUCAGAGCUAAAUGUGUGGAGCUGUGUCGACUUCCAGGCCUCGCCAUCACACUAAGUCUAGAGCAUGCUGGUCGUACGGUAGGAGCAGAUGCUGAGGGAGACAUGGUUGCCUUUGUAUCAGGAUUACUUCUGGGUAAUGAUCAGCAAACUCGCAGCUGGUUUGCGCUGUUUGUUCGCAAUGGACAAAAGCGUAAAUGGGAAUCGCAUACAGCAUUGCAGUUGCUUCGUGAUGAAUUGCUUCGUCGUCUUCAGACCAUUGUGCUGUUUUCUCUAGACAGCCAGCUGCCAGAUUCCUGUGUUGUACAGGCAUCAGCUCUACUAAGAUUAUACUGUGCAUUGCGUGGCAUUGCUGCUAUAAAGUUCCAGGAAGAGGAAGUGUCACUAAUAGUACAGCUUUUGACAUCUCAUCCCCCACCAUCUCCUGCUGGAGUCCGAUUUGUGUCACUGGGUCUUUGCAUGCUCAUUGCUUGUCCCUCUCUCAUCAGUCAACAAGAACAUGAAAAGCGAAGCAUAGAGUGGGUUCAGUGGCUUGUUAGGGAAGAAGCAUAUUUUGAAAGCUCAAGUGGAGUGACAGCAUCAUUUGGAGAAAUGCUGUUACUUAUGGCAAUCCAUUUCCACAGCAAUCAGCUAAGUGCUAUCUGUGAACUAGUAUGUUCCACCCUUGGAAUGAAAGUACAGAUACGUUCCAACAACAUGACACGAAUGAAACAAAUUUUCACACAGGAGAUUUUUACAGAGCAGGUUGUGACAUCACAUGCUGUGAAAGUGCCAGUUACAGCCAAUCUCAAUGCUGACAUUCCAGGAUUCCUGCCAAUCCAUUGCAUUCACCAGCUGCUGAAGAGCAGAGCAUUCACAAAACACAGGGUGCCCAUCAAGGACUGGAUUUACAAGCAGAUAUGCAGCAGUGUCUCGCCCCUUCAUCCCCUAUUACCAGCUUUAGUGGAGGUUUAUGUCAAUUCUAUAUUGGUACCAAGCUCUAAAGCACACAACUUGGAACAUACAAACCAACCCCUUGAUGAAGAAGAAAUCCAGAGGGUCUUUCAGAAUUCAGUUCCGAAUACACAGUCUGUUGUUGGCAAGAGUGCUGGCAGCCAAAAUGCCGAAGCAGCACCAUCCCUAACAUCACAGUUGUUGCUGCUGUACUACCUGCUGCUGUAUGAAGAUGUCAGACUGGCCAACAUUCAUAACCAUGCAGCUGCCGGUCGCAAAGUGAAGAGUUACUCUGCUGAAUUUCUCGCUGAGCUGCCUAUCAAAUAUUUACUGCAGCAGGCACAGAAAGAUCAACAAAGCUAUGCAGGCCUAUUUUCUCCCUUGUUGAGAUUACUUGCAACACACUUUCCUCACUUGUCUCUUGUUGAUGACUGGCUUGAUGAAGAACCAAGGGUGCAUGUUACUGAGAGCCAUGACCAGGCACCAGUCACAGUAGCUGCCAUAGAAGAAGCAUUCAGCCAUAUUUCCACAUGUCCAUCAAGAACUGCUCAAUUGUUAAGACAGCUGUUAAAUAUGCCAGCAACUAGUGUAUGGCCUUUUGCUGAAACCAUCAUAAGUUAUUUCAAAUCUUUGCUACAUGAGAAUGUACCUCGAUAUAUACAAGAACUGUAUAGAAGAGUAUGGCUACAACUAAACACAGUAUUGCCACGCUGUCUUUGGGUUAUGACAAUCAAUGCCAUCCUUCAUGAGGACCCUGGAGUUAAGAAGGUAUCUCUCACUCAGGAGAAGAUUGUCAUUAACCCCAUACAGGUUUUAAGAUGUGACAGAAGAGUUUUCAGAUGUGCAAGCAUGCUGGUAAUUAUACUACGAGUUCUUGAGGCAUCACUGGCGGCUUCUCGAAAUUACCUACAGCGGCACCUACAGGACCAGGCACCUUCCAUUAAUACCUCAUCCAGUGCCCUAGGUGACAAUGAGCGGGAAGAGCUUCGAAAGGCACUUAUUGCAACUCAAGAUAGCCUUGCUGUGCAGAUGUUGCUGGAGCCAUGUCUUCCAACAGAUGAUGACAGAGAGAAACCUGGACAUUUAUGGGCACUGAGGGAAGUAAGGAGCCUCAUCUGCUCAUUUCUGCAUCAGAUGUUCAUUGCAGAUCCAUCUCUGGCAAAACUUGUGCAUUACCAGGGCUACAACCGGGACUUGCUGCCGGUUACAGUACCCGGCAUACCAUCUAUGCAUAUCUGCCUAGACUUUAUUCCUGAGUUCCUAAGUCAACCAUCUCUGGAGAAGCAAGUGUUUGCUGUUGAUUUGGUAUCCCAUCUAGUUAUUCAGUAUGCAUUACCAAAGUCCUUAAGUGUUGCACGUCUUGCUAUCAAUACAUUAUCAACUUUGCUUGGAGUUCUGCCAAGUGUCUUACGAACUCAGCUCUUCCUGCCAGUCUUACCAGCAUUGGUUCGAAUUUGUGAAGCAUUUCCUCCUCUUGUGGAUGACACUGUCUCCCUUCUGAUGCAGUUGGGGCGUAUAUGUGCUUCUGAAGCAUCUCUCUCCUACCCACGGGACGUCUGUGUUGGACAGUGGUCAAUGUUAUGUGAAGAAGAUAAAGCAAGAACGCAAGCAAACGAUAAGCUCUGUGUUGAAGUUAAACAUACUUUUGACAGCAUACUGAAGAGAGCAGUUCUCAAAACAAAAAAUUAUUAAUGUUAUGGAUGUGUAAGAAAGUGAUAACAUUGUACCUGAUCAGCUGGUAUAUCUACUAUUUGUCUUCCUUCCUCCACUUUUUGGUAAGAGAGAGUGUUUUAAUUCACCAAAUACAGGAGUGGAAACUGAGAAAUAAUGUUAGUUUUCAUUGCUGACGAUUUCUUUAUGUAUUUUAAAGAAGCACAGAAUAUGUAUUUAACAACUUUUGUAAAUAAAAUUAU